AUGACGACGGUUUGGGAGCCCGACCUCGACGAGCUGCUCGCCAUCGUCGCCGAGACGGAGGGAUGUGCGAGCGAAGAGGAGGAGGACGCGUCGAACAAGGGGACGAAGCGGAAGAGAGCCCCUCCCACGAAGGGGCCAUGCGAGCACGGGGUGAAGCCCCGGUCGCAGUGCAAGGUGUGCAGCGCUUGUCCGCACGGGAAGCGGCGCAGACAUUGCAAGGAGUGCGGUGGGUCUCAAAUCUGCGAGCACGGUCGUGUACGCUCUCAGUGCAAGGAGUGCGGUGGUGCAUCAAUCUGCGAGCACGGUCGUCAGCGCCAUAGGUGCAAGGAGUGCGGCGGUGCUGGAAUCUGCGAGCACGGUCGUCAGCGCUCUGUAUGCAAGGAGUGCGGUGGGUCCUCAAUCUGCGAGCACGGUCGUAUACGCUCUACGUGCAAGGAGUGCGGUGGGUCUCAAAUCUGCGAGCACGGUCGUCAGCGCCAUAGGUGCAAGGAGUGCGGUGGUGGUGGAAUCUGCGAGCACGGUCGUCAGCGCUCUGUAUGCAAGGAGUGCGGUGGGUCUCAAAUCUGCGAGCACGGUCGUGUGCGCUCUACGUGCAAGGAGUGCGGUGGGGCUGGAAUCUGCGAGCACGGUCGUCAGCGCCAUAGGUGCAAGGAGUGCGGCGGGGCCUCAAUCUGCGAGCACGGUCGUCAGCGUCGUUACUGCAAGGAGUGCGGUGGGUCUGGAAUCUGCGUGCACGGUCGUCAGCGCCAUAGCUGCAAGGAGUGCGGUGGUGGUGGAAUCUGCGAGCACGAUCGUCAGCGCCAUAGGUGCAAGGAGUGCGGUGGGUCUCAAAUCUGCGAGCACGGUCGUGUGCGCUCUACGUGCAAGGAGUGCGGUGGGGGCUCAAUCUGCGAGCACGGUCGUCGGCGCUCUGGGUGCAAGGAGUGCGGUGGUGGUGGAAUCUGCGAGCACGGUCGUCAACGCUCUCGGUGCAAGGAGUGCGGUGGGGGCUCAAUCUGCGAGCACGGUCGUCGGCGCUGUGAGUGCAAGGAGUGCGGCGGGUCUCAAAUCUGCGAGCACGGUCGUCGGCGCUCUCAGUGCAAGGAGUGCGGUGGUGCAUCAAUCUGCGAGCACGGUCGUCACCGCCAUCAAUGCAAGGAGUGUCGCGCGGCGAAGGCCAAACAGAGUCGGUAG
Messenger RNA from Micromonas commoda, 1173 nucleotides. RefSeq lists its product with no specific name. The record is from RefSeq and is a predicted model, not a curated record. The transcript has a single exon. Bases 1 to 1173 code for a protein of 390 amino acids. Lineage: Eukaryota; Viridiplantae; Chlorophyta; Mamiellophyceae; Mamiellales; Mamiellaceae.